GAUGAAAACUCAAAUAUUUGCAGAAAGGGUAGUUUUCUUAGAAGAUAAAUUUAUUUUUGAAGGAUGAUGUAGUUAAUACUUAAGAAUACACGGAUUUGAACUUUAUUCUAUUUUAAAGAUGUUUUGGAAGAAGACAAUGAGGAAAAUGCUUUGAAUCUCAUUCCAUGCUCACACUGAAAACAAUCACUUCUUUUAACAUCAUAAUCUUAUUUAAUAUCUAAUAGGCACUUUCUGUGUAGGUACUUUGAAAAAUGGGAGGAGGAAAUGAUCAUCAACAUGAUGAACAUGAGAAGGGAUUGUUUUCUAAUCAUCAUCAACCACCACCAGCAGGUUAUCCUCCCAGUGCAUAUCCACCAGCAGGUUAUCCUCCCAAUGCAUAUCCACCAGCAGGUUAUCCUCCCAAUGUAAAUCCACAAGCAUAUCCUCCUGCUCCUUAUCCUGGUGGUCCCUAUGCUCCGCACCACUCAGGCCAGUCAGGGCAUGGCAUUGGGCCAAUGCUAGCUGGAGGAGCGGCAACUGGCGUACUAGGUGCCGUUGUUGGUUAUGCUGCUGGUCACCUGUCACAAGGAGGAGGAGGAGCUGGCGCUAGUCAUCAUUUCAUGCCACCACUCGGAUCUGCUCAUUAUGGGCAUGCUCCUCCUUAUGGCGGCCAUGGCAAGUUCAAGCACGGGAAAGGUCAUAAAGGCAAGUUCAAGCACGGGAAGGGUCAUAAAGGCAAGUUCAAGCAUGGGAAGGGCGGAAAGCACGACAUGUUCAAGAAAUGGAAAUGAUUUGCAAUUCAUAAGGGUCUAAGGGCUUGGUUUUGAUUUGAUUAGAAUAAAUUAUGAUCUGUUUG
Messenger RNA from Cuscuta campestris, 835 nucleotides. The record is from the annotation of a GenBank genome assembly. Lineage: Eukaryota; Viridiplantae; Streptophyta; Magnoliopsida; Solanales; Convolvulaceae.